This is a messenger RNA of Tachysurus vachellii, 2543 nucleotides long. RefSeq names its product single-pass membrane protein with coiled-coil domains 4 (gene smco4). The record is from RefSeq and is a predicted model, not a curated record. The transcript is spliced from 3 exons. NCBI's taxonomy places the organism in Eukaryota, Metazoa, Chordata, Actinopteri, Siluriformes, Bagridae. Bases 391 to 570 code for a protein of 59 amino acids.
CGAGACGAAACCGCACGUCUGCUGCCACGUAAUCCCGUUGAGAGCGCACGAGCUCCGCAGAAACAAACGCUCGAGCGGAAACCGACACUUGAAGAAGUUAAAAACAACCGGGCGGCCCCCCACACACACACACUCACACACUGUCUGCGGACUGUCUGACUGGCGUUAAAUAUCCGGCGACUGUCACGAGGUGGAGAUUCUGUGGAGUGGCCGCAAACAGGCCUCUGUGACCGAGCUGUUACUAUAGAAACGGAUCUAGGAGUAUACGCUGUAUACAUGCACAUACAUUAAAAAGGGCAAACGACCCGGAGUGUGAAAUUUACCUGCUCCUGUAAACGACUCUGCACACGUGUGUGUCUGUGUGUGUGUGUGUGAGGACUUGUAGAUGCCAUGCGCCAGCUGAAGGGCAAGCCGAAAAAAGAGUCAUGGAAGGACAAGAAGGAACGAAAGCAGGCGAUGCAGGAGGCACGUGAGCAGGUGGCCACCGUUGUCCUGCCCACGCUCAUCGUCCUCAUCCUCCUCAUUGUCCUUUUCAUCUAUGUCGCCACCCGACCCGGAGCCGUCCAGUAGCCAUCCCUUCCUUUUUCCCGCUCUUUUUCUAUACCUAGCUAUUUAUACCCGGGGCGUCACUGUCCUGCAUUUAACUCUCCCUCGUCCACUUUUCAGUCUGCAUUAUCAAACUAACUAGUUACUGGUUACCCAGAUGAAAUGUGGGUCCCAUAAUGCACCACAGGGUGCAGUGCAAUGUCAAUUCCCAAGGCAUGUUGCGAAACAGGUGCCAAGUAUCCUACACCCUAUACUAGACAAGGUAUGAUAUUAUGAUGCCUACACACUAUGUAGCACACAAGCCAGUAUGGCUGAUAUAUCGGUCCCUACAAUGCUCCAUGCCCCUUCUUUAGUGUAAUACUUAGGGUUAAAGUUAACAUGUUAGCUAGCUCCUUUGUUAGCUAGCAUACACGCUAAUUAGCAAUGCAGUAUAUACAGUAGAAACAAUACAAGGGCACAUUAAAAGCAGGACUUGAACACAGAGGACUUGAACACUUAAUAGCAUUUAAUUCUCUAUGGGAAUAGCUUUCUGUUCCUCUUUUAGUGGUGCAAGGACAGGCGAUGACGACGAGGGCACACCGAAACAGCCCUGGAACAUGACCCCUGCUCCUUUUCUUCCCUCUUAACCCAUGGAUGUUCAUAUCAACCAACUCAAAACAAGCAGGAAUUUUACAUUUUACACCAGUUCCCAAACAGCUAAGUGAAACAGGAGUGUCUCAGAGCGCAAACCCGAUGUCUGUGGUGGCCAUGUUGGCUCUGUACUGUGUUUACAGCAUCUCAGUUUUAUGCCAAAGCAACAGAGAUUCAGGAAUUGAAUCAGGACCUGUGAUGAAGGUUCAACAUCAGGACUGAACCCAAUCAUGCACACACACACACACACACACACACACACACUAUUAUUCACAGUCAACUUAAGGAAAAACCAUCAACAGCAUUUACAGUUCUGAUGUUCGUGAAAAUGUUCCUUAAUUCAAAUGGCAAGCUACGACCUUUAAGUUAUUUCCCUAAUUUAACACACUCCUAAUUUAUGUCUGCGUCCCAAAAGCUAUUUGGUGCAACAGUUAGUGUUUUCUAGCAUAAAACUUCUUUAACAAAAACCUUAACUUUAUUAUAUGGAACAAAUUUAGGUUUACUAUCAACAACAAAGUUAGCAUUACACUCUGUAAUAUUAAUUACUGUAAUAUAAUUACUAUCUUCAACAUACUCUGUUAAUAUGUGUUUAGCUUAGAGCGCUAAUCUCGUAUGCUAAUUCACCAAAAAGCGUCCGGUUUGUCUUCUUAACAGGGCUAAGUGUUCUUAUUCUGAAAUCCCAAAAUAUAUCACACCUUAGUUCUUUGAGUAAAUUAAUGCACAAAUCAACGUUUGGGGGACAGCCUGUGUGUAAAGUGUGUUAUGUUAGCAUCAGAGCUAAUCUCAGAGCUUCAGGGGAAACUCACUGGGUCCUUUCUGUAGCAGUAUUCGUAUAUACACCCACAAUUUUCCUUGUUCCUAAUCUAAUACAAACACUGCUUUUACAUGAUAACAUUAGAUUCUUUGGGGAAAUCAUAUUAAUGUUUGAAGAACAAUAUUCUGUUGAAUGUUUGGGUGCAUAAUGAAUUUGGUGUAUUAGACCAGACCUUAGUCCAUCGUCCUAAUGUUAAUUAAUUAACAUAACUCGUUAAAAUGUCUCGUUAAAAUCGUUAAAAUUAUGUUGUUAUGUUAUGUUAUGUUAUGUUUGUAACAUUUGUGUAUUAUUUCUGCACAAAAGUGGACCUAAGAACCAAAUCUGAACUCAGUGUGCCUUAAUGAUGUGUGUGUAUGGAUGUGUGCCCAUGACAAAGUGUGCGUACUGUUGUUCACAAGCAGCCAGCAAAACGCACACACACACACACACACAGAGAGAGAGAGAGAGAGUAGCAACAGAUCCUUCAGCUGGCCUUCAGUGAGCAAUGUGCCUUAGGAAUCUAUUAAAAACUAUAAAACUGUAAUAAAGUGACUGAAUUCUUUGUGUGAAUUCA